GUGUGUGUGUGUGUGUGUGAUCAGGAUAUAUAUUUGAUUCUCUCUCUCUCUCUCUCCUCCACUCCCGUUACUUCAGAGCGCCGGAGGUGAAAUUCGUCUUUACCUGUCCGGGUUGCACACCUGAGCGGACUCACCUGUCCGCCGAAAACACACACACACACACACACACACGCACACACACACUUCCCUUUGCUUUUUUUUGUCAAAGAGAAUCGGCUGAGGAGGAAGAGAAAAAAAAGGAGAUUAAAAGCGGCCCCGAGCUCGCGGAAAGAGACGAAAGGUGUAAGGAGGAAGGAGAGCAGGGGACCGACACCUUCCAUUUUUUUUUUUUUUUUUUUCAACUUUGGAGUUUCCUGCUUUUGUAACUUUUUUUCAUUGACUUUCACGUCGCGGACACGCGGACUUCUCCACCGACCUCCUAAAAUACAAGACGUACAUAAGAGGCACCGAGCGGCCGUUCAUCAUGCCGAGGACGUUUCUGGUGAAAAAGGCGAAUAUUUCGCCUGGAAAGCGGAACUGGAGCGAGCUCCCGGAGCGAGGCGACGUCUACGUCCCAGUCUCCGUCUACCCGUCGCCGGUCCUGAUGAUGGAGGCCGAGGCCAGCCCCGCCGAGGCGACCCCGCUCUGCCUCACCAAGCCGUCUCUCUCCGACACGCAGACGCACGCCGAGCUGCCGUCCAGCACCACGCUGGGCCGGCCGCAGAGCCCGGCGCCGGCGUGGAGGUCGGACGUGAGGUCGGACGUGAGGUCGGACGUGAGGUCGGACGUGAGGUCGGACGUGAGGAGGAGGGCGCACGGCGGCUCGACAUACGUCCGGUCCAAAAUCAAGGUGACCACAGGUGAUUUACGGCCCAGUCCCUCUCCGGUUCCUCUCUCUCUGCCUCCCAUCCCCACCUUGUCCUACCUGACGCCGAACGCCACCGAGACGCCGGUCGCCUUGACGGCGACCCCUGACCCCGCGGAAGCGGUCUCCAUGGUGACCAGAUCAACGGGUCAAAGUCAGAGUUUGUUGUCGGGGGUGACGGGACCCACGGGGGCGUAUGUGUGCCAGGUUUGCCAGAAGACCUUCUCGUACCAGCGGAUGUUGAACCGACACCUCAAGUGUCACAAUGACACCAAGAGACACCUGUGCACCUUCUGCAACAAGGGCUUCAACGACACCUUCGACCUCAAGAGGCACGUGCGCACGCAUACAGGCGUCCGCCCCUACAAGUGCACGCUCUGCGAAAAGGCCUUCACCCAGCGCUGCUCCCUGGAGUCCCACAUGAAGAAGAUCCACAGCGUCACCCAGAAGUACGCCUACAAGGAGCGACGCAACAAGCUGUACGUGUGCGAGGAGUGCGGCCUCACGGCGGGCACUCAGGACGAGCUGCUGAUCCACCUCCACUCGCUGCACCCCGACAGCGCCCUGCUGAAGGGGAAGGCGGCGAGGAGAUCCGGAGGAGGACGGGAGGAGGACGGGGAGGGGUCGUCACCGGGCUCUCCUCAAGGAGCCGACAGCGACGACACCACUGGGUCGGCAGGCCAGUGAGAGAGGAGAGGACUUAAGGACUUAUCAGUGAAGAAAGGAUACGACAUACCUGGUUACAUAGCAGUGGGGAAAGGAAAUGUAUGUAUAUGUGUGAAUGUACGCGUGUAUGGAUUUUGGGUCUCUCUAUAUAUCACAGACUUUAAAUGAAACGAUGCACCAAAAAAAAGAAAAAGGCCAAGUCUGACUACUUUUUUUUUUUUUUUUACACGGGAUUGUGGCGUGAGCUCAUUGACAUGUCGGACAAUACCACUUUUUUUUUUUUUCCUUCCUUUUUUUCUUUAUCUGUAUUGUAACGUGUAAAUAUUUCCAGUGGGCGUCUUUUGUACAGCGAAAGGAAAAAAAAAAAAAAAAAAAAGAUUUUCUAUGAAAGAAGUACUUUGUUCAUUAAAGGGAGUAAUAUAUUACAAGAGAAAUGAUUUUCUUUCUUUUUCAAAGUUGUGUGCUUUUAAUAUAUAUUGUGUGCUAAAAUAUAUAUUGCUGGAUCUAUUGUUAAAAAUAACAAUAGAAUCGAUUUUCCAAUCAAAUCAACGGAGCAGGAUGGUCAGAGCGGCGGCCAUGUUUUCUGUACACUGUUGACAUUGCAACUGUUUUAGUGGGUUAAUA
This is a messenger RNA of Cyclopterus lumpus (lumpfish), 2134 nucleotides long. It is a transcript of the gene ovol1a, whose product is annotated as ovo-like zinc finger 1a. Gene Ontology annotation, cellular component: nucleus. The record is from RefSeq and is a predicted model, not a curated record. Gene Ontology annotation, biological process: regulation of transcription by RNA polymerase II; epidermal cell differentiation. Gene Ontology annotation, molecular function: RNA polymerase II cis-regulatory region sequence-specific DNA binding; DNA-binding transcription factor activity, RNA polymerase II-specific. Bases 464 to 1531 code for a protein of 355 amino acids. The transcript is spliced from 5 exons. Lineage: Eukaryota; Metazoa; Chordata; Actinopteri; Perciformes; Cyclopteridae.